UGGGGCAUAACUUCAUGCACCCCUGGUCUUCUUGCCUGGGGUUGGGUCGCAUUAAUCUUCAUUCUGUCCCCGGACACUUCAUUCACCAAAGAUGGAGUUGGUGUGAAAUCCUGCCUACCAUAUGCAGCGAUGUUUACAGCCUACAAGCAGCUGUGA
Messenger RNA from Suillus subaureus, 156 nucleotides. RefSeq lists its product as uncharacterized. The annotation marks the transcript as partial. Lineage: Eukaryota; Fungi; Basidiomycota; Agaricomycetes; Boletales; Suillaceae. The transcript has 2 exons. The record is from RefSeq and is a predicted model, not a curated record.